AUGCAGAACAUUAAGUGUGUGGUGGUGGGCGACAAGGCUGUGGGUAAAACAUGUCUGCUUAUGAACUACACCACCGAUACCAUCCCUGCAGAAUACGUCCCCACAGUCUUCGAAAUCUACUAUGCAAAUUUGAUGGUAGAUGGGAAACCAGUGAGCCUGGGUCUGUGGGACACAGCAGGACAGGAGGACUAUGACAAGCUCAGACCCCUGGCCUACCCAGAUGCGGAUGUGUUCCUGAUUUGUUUUUCCCUCAUCGUUCCAUCUUCCUUUGAAAAUGUUCUUGCCAAGUGGCAUAUUGAAGUGCGACAUCAUUGCCCCAAGGCACCUAUAAUCCUUGUGGGCACCAUGCUGGACCUGAGAGAUGAUGAGGACACAGUGAAAAAGCUAAAAGAGAAGAAAAUCUCACCAAUCACCUGUGACCAAGGCUUGUUCAUGGCUAAAGAAAUAGGUGCAGUGAAAUAUGUAGAGUGCUCAGCUUUGACAGAGCACGGCCACAAGACGGUGUUUGAUGAAGUCAUCAGGACCGUCCGGAACCCACAUCCGAUUAAAGCUGGGUUUUCAUUGAAGCAACCACAUAUGGCCACCGCUCAAAGUACUGGUACUCUGCCAAAUUCCCAUACCAGAACCUCUGUCGACAAGACAAAUCAAAGGACCAGUGGAAAAGAUGAAGAUGCUGCAGGUCUUGGAGAGGUCACUGAGAAAAUUCACGAGCUUCUGCUGGUUUCACAGAACUUACCAGAUGUCACUGCUGCGAUCAGAGAGCUCACUGAUCUGGCUGCCGCUCAGAAAGUCAUCCUGUCUCCCCCCCAGCUCCAGACCAUUAAGCAGGGGCUCAGCUGUUUUGUUUGUAAGAGUAAGUAUGCAAAAGUAUAG
This is a messenger RNA of Nematolebias whitei (Rio pearlfish), 873 nucleotides long. Its product is annotated as ras-related C3 botulinum toxin substrate 1-like. The record is from RefSeq and is a predicted model, not a curated record. Gene Ontology annotation, biological process: establishment or maintenance of cell polarity; actin filament organization; regulation of actin cytoskeleton organization. Lineage: Eukaryota; Metazoa; Chordata; Actinopteri; Cyprinodontiformes; Rivulidae. The coding region runs from base 1 to 873 and encodes 290 amino acids. The transcript has 8 exons. Gene Ontology annotation, cellular component: cytoskeleton; cell projection; cytoplasmic vesicle. Gene Ontology annotation, molecular function: protein kinase binding; GTP binding; GTPase activity.